GGCACAGCCUAUGGUCGUGAAGAUGCGGAGGCGCGGCCCCGAGCUGCGUGUAGGUGAGGGCUGUGCCCCCGGAAGCCGGGCUGUCAGUGCGCGUCGGACUCAGCGUUCCACCCCCGAGUGAUACCCUCGCUAUGGCCGCCCCGCCGCAGCUGCGAGGUCUGCUCCUGGCUGUGAACGCGCUGUUGCGCAAGCGUCGGUACCACACUGCGUUGGCCGUGAUUAAAGGCUUCCGGAACGGAGCAGUCUAUGGAGCCAAAAUCCGGGCCCCUCAUGCACUGGUCAUGACCUUUCUCUUCCGGAGUGGCAGCCUCCGGGAGAAGCUUCGGGCCAUCCUGAAGGCCACGUACACCCACUCUUCUAACCUGGCCUGCUUCGUGUUCACCUACAAGGGCCUCUGUGCCCUGCAGUCCCACCUGCAGGGAGAGACCCACCCGGUGCACUCGUUCCUGGCUGGCUUCCUUGGGGGCUUGCUGGUGUUUAGAGAGAACAAUAACAUCAACAGCCAGAUCAACAUGUACCUGCUGUCACGCGUCCUAUUUGCCCUGUGCCGCCUGGGAGUGGAGAAGGGCUACAUUCCCGAACCCAAGUGGGACCCAUUCCCAUUGUUCACCGCGUUAGUGUGGGGGCUGGUGCUGUGGCUCUUUGAAUACCACCGGCCCACGCUGCAGCCCUCACUGCAGUCCUCUAUGACCUACCUGUACGAGGACAGCAAUGUGUGGCAUGACAUCUCGGACUUCCUCAUCUACAACAAGAGCCGUCCCUCAGAGUAACAUAGCCCUGAGGUGCUUAUGGGGGCUUCUACCUGAGUAGGCUCUGGGCGGUGUCCAGUUGUGGCUUGAGAUUGGCUCCAUCAGUGAAACCUCCCAGAGGAUCCUGCUUUCUCAAGAUCAUGGCUCUCAGACUCCAACUUUCAUUAACCCAGGGUUCCAUUGUCCAAAGCAGAAGCACCAAUUUUCCAAUCUCAUUAGGUACUCUUGAAUGGUGGAAUAAGAGGCUGAGUCAGGCUGAGGAACCUAAGGCAUGGUUCCAGCGUAUUGCUCACUUCUGUGAGACCUGGGAAAGUCACCCUUCUCUCUAGGCCUCAGGGGUCAUGGAGCUCAGAGGAGGGCCCUGAAAUCUCUUUCUGGUGGGUAUGUUCUUUGUUCUUAUGCUGGUGGGCAGUGGGUUUGCAAAUAUGUUUUUACAAAAUAUUAAGUUCCUUUUCUCGAGUGUUCUAUUGGAGAAGCUCUAGAGUUUCACUGUCCAAUAGAAACAUAAUGACAGUCAUAUAUGUAAUUGAAAUUUUUCUAGUAGCCACAUUAAAAAAAAGUGGGAAGAAGCA
Messenger RNA from Myotis lucifugus (little brown bat), 1321 nucleotides. It is a transcript of the gene PXMP4, whose product is annotated as peroxisomal membrane protein 4. Bases 132 to 770 code for a protein of 212 amino acids. The transcript has 4 exons. Gene Ontology annotation, cellular component: peroxisomal membrane. Lineage: Eukaryota; Metazoa; Chordata; Mammalia; Chiroptera; Vespertilionidae. The record is from RefSeq and is a predicted model, not a curated record.